Molecule: messenger RNA, 9771 nt
Organism: Drosophila nasuta
Lineage: Eukaryota; Metazoa; Arthropoda; Insecta; Diptera; Drosophilidae
Gene: Shab
Product: potassium voltage-gated channel shaker cognate b
Exons: 14
Coding region: 1140-6365 (1741 amino acids)
Biological process (GO): potassium ion transmembrane transport; action potential; protein homooligomerization
Cellular component (GO): membrane; voltage-gated potassium channel complex
Molecular function (GO): delayed rectifier potassium channel activity; protein binding
Source: RefSeq, a predicted model, not a curated record
AGUUCUGUUCUGUUCUGUUCAGCGUUCAACGUUCAGUGUUCAUCGUUCUGUGUUCAGUGUUCGUUCUGUGUGUGUUUCAUGUGCGGUGCACGGUGUGUGCGGUGUUCAGUGUUCAGUGGAGUAACGACCACAGCUGCAAACGGACGUGUCGUGACGUACUCGAUAAGAUAAAACACACACAAUCCAAAUCCAAUCCAAAACGAAACAGUUCAACAUCAAAUUACGAAAGUAAAUAAUCAAAAUUAAAAAUCAAAAGUGACAAAAUUAAAAGACAAGCAAAUCCAAAUCAAAAACGAAACAUCAAAUUACGAAAGUGUAAAUCAAAGGUGACAAAAUUAAAAGUUUCAAGUGUUUGCACCUUGAAAAUCCAAUCGAAGUGUUCGUUGCGGUGUCGUCCUCGUGAAGCGCGCGUGUGUGUCUGUGUGACAAAAUUUCGACGGCAUAAAAUAUAAGCCCGAGCUGCACAAGAUUCAAAAUGCGUUUCAGUGCGUGGGCCUAAAACAAAGCAGGGCGAAAACAACGUUUCAUCUGUAAAACACUCUCUUACUCUGUCCUCUAAACUAUAGCCUAUAACUAGACCAGCAAAUACUAUAUACUACUAUAUAUAUAUAUAUACUAUUCGAUAUAUACAACAACUCGACAACUGUGCGUGUACUUCUUAGUCAGCUAUCUCGCAGCACAGACAAAUAAGCGUAGCGUAUUAGAGCGUCCUUUCCCAUACAAAUGCUGCCAAUAAACGCCUAAAAUCAGCCCAAAUAAUAAGCCCAAAACACAACCAGAAAAUAACUGUGAUCAUAGCCUAAAACACGCAACAACAAUAACAACAACAACAACAACAACGACCAGCAAACCAGCAACCAGCCAGAGGAAGAGGAGACAAUGAGAAUGACCAUCAGAAGCCGCUAAAGAACUCAAGGAACUCUGAACACUCAAAAGCAAAUCGAGAGCCAAAACCGUGCCACACUCACAAUUGAUGCCCAAUUUUACUGAAUUUAUAGAUCUGCAGAUACUGUAAAUACAGUAAAUUGAAAUCAAUUGCGCAGAGCAAGAGCCAAGACGACGACAGACAAUUAAGUGGCAAAGCAGGCUGGACGGUGGUGGAUGUAAUGACAACAAUUGACGCGAUGUAGCGCAGACUUAUGGUCGGCGAACGCGACAGGGACCGUGAGGCGGUACGCUGGGCAACGGGUGAAACAACACCGCUUCAAAACAAUAAUGGAGUGUUACAAAUGGUCGGGCAAUUGCAUGGUGGACAGGCUGCUAGCCAACAGCAGCAGCAACAACAGCAACAACAACAACAACAAACUCAACAACAGCAACAACAGUCUAAGCAACAGCAACAGAAACUGCAGCAACAGCAACAGCAACAGGAGCAACAACAACAACUGUUUUAUCAGCAACACGAGACAACUGCGCGUGGACUGCAACUUGCGAGCACAGCCGACGGCGGCGAUAAUCAGCCCUAUUACGAUACAAGCGGUAAUGUCGAUUGGGAGAGAGCGAUGGGAGCCGGUGGAGCUGGUUCAUAUGGUUGCAUCGGCGGAGGUGUCACAGCAACUGGCGGCGGUGCUUAUAACAGCAAUGCAUCUAAUGCCAUCGGCGGUGCUGUCCUCAACAAUCGUCACCUGGAUUACCCUGAUGGCGGCCACCUUGCUGGCCCAUCCGCCGCAGCAGCGGUUGCUGGCCAUGGCCUGGGAGCAGCUAACACAGCUGGAGGAUCGCUGCGACUCGUCGGCGUCGGCGUCGGCGUCGGCGGGGGAACGUCGUCGUCUGUUGGCACUGGCGGUGGCAGCACGGGGGCCAUUGGCAAAGAAGUUCGUUACGCUCCAUUCCCAGUUACAUCACCAACGCAUUCAAAUCCCACAACUUCCCAGCAGCAACUGCAACAGCAACAGUUGCAACAACAAAUGGCACUCGGAGGUGGUGGUGGUGGAGCCGGCAGCGGCAUUGGUGGUGGCAGCAUUGGCGGCCCCGCUGGCAGCCUCGGCGGCGGCGGUGGCGGUGUUGGUAGUGGUGGUGUUGGUGUUGUCGGCGUCGGUGUCGGUGUCGGAGUUGUUAUGCUGCCACAAACAGGUGGAGGAGUCGGAGGUGGAGGUGGAGGUGGCUCAAAUGCCGGCGGCAUUAGCCACAGCAAUACAACGGGCGCUCUGCAGCGGACACAUUCCAGAUCCAUGUCCUCCAUACCGCCGCCGGAGCCGUUCAUGAUAGCGCAAUCGAAGCAAAUGAACAGCCGCGUCUCCAUCAAUGUUGGUGGCGUUAAGCACGAGGUGCUCUGGCGCACCUUGGAACGCCUGCCGCACACGCGUCUCGGCCGGCUUAGGGAGUGCACCACCCAUGAGGCCAUCAUUGAGCUGUGCGACGAUUAUUCGCUCGUCGACAACGAGUACUUCUUCGAUCGCCAUCCGAAGAGCUUUAGCUCCAUUCUCAAUUUCUAUCGCACUGGCAAAUUGCACAUUGUGGAAGAGAUGUGCGUGCUUGCGUUUAGUGAUGAUCUGGAGUAUUGGGGCGUUGACGAACUCUAUCUCGAGUCAUGCUGUCAGCACAAAUACCAUCAACGCAAAGAGAACGUGCACGAGGAGAUGCGCAAGGAGGCCGAAUCACUGCGUCAGCGGGAUGAGGAAGAGUUCGGCGAAGGUAAAUGCGCUGAGUACCAAAAAUAUCUCUGGGAACUGCUCGAGAAGCCCAACACGAGUUUCGCUGCGCGGGUUAUCGCAGUGAUAUCCAUACUAUUCAUAGUCCUGUCUACCAUAGCCCUGACGUUGAACACCCUACCACAACUACAACACAUUGACCAUGGUACACCACAGGAUAAUCCGCAAUUGGCAAUGGUUGAGGCCGUGUGUAUCACGUGGUUUACCCUUGAGUACAUACUUAGGUUUAGCGCCUCGCCGGACAAGUGGAAGUUCUUUAAGGGCGGCCUUAACAUAAUCGAUCUAUUGGCAAUACUCCCAUACUUUGUUUCGUUAUUUUUAUUGGAAACGAAUAAGAAUGCAACGGACCAGUUCCAGGAUGUGCGCCGGGUGGUGCAAGUAUUCCGCAUCAUGCGCAUCCUGCGAAUCCUUAAGCUGGCCCGUCACUCAACGGGCCUGCAGUCGUUAGGCUUUACGCUGCGUAACUCAUAUAAGGAACUCGGUCUACUAAUGCUGUUCCUGGCCAUGGGCGUUCUCAUAUUUUCUUCGCUGGCAUAUUUUGCCGAAAAGGAUGAAAAGGAUACAAAAUUCGUUUCAAUACCGGAAACAUUUUGGUGGGCGGGUAUUACAAUGACAACUGUUGGCUACGGGGACAUCUAUCCCACAACUGCACUGGGAAAGGUUAUUGGUACUGUGUGUUGCAUAUGCGGUGUUCUGGUAAUCGCUUUGCCUAUUCCCAUCAUCGUUAACAAUUUUGCUGAAUUUUAUAAGAAUCAGAUGCGACGCGAGAAGGCCCUCAAGCGACGCGAGGCGCUCGAUCGUGCCAAACGCGAGGGUAGCAUUGUCUCCUUCCAUCAUAUCAAUCUAAAAGAUGCGUUCGCCAAAUCAAUGGAUCUCAUCGAUGUGAUUGUCGACACAGGCAAGCAAACAAAUGUUGUGCAUCCGAAAGGUAAAAGACAAAGCACCCCCAAUAUAGGCAGGCAAACCCUUGACGUGCAAAGCGCUCCAGGACACAAUCUCUCCCAAACGGAUGGGGAUGGCAACAGCACCGAGGGCGAAUCAACCGAUCGCAAUCCAGCAACCACAGGCACCGGCUGCUAUAAGAACUAUGAGCACGUAGCCAACUUGCGUAACUCCAACAUGCAUCACCGCCGCGGCUCUAGCUCCGAGCAGGAUGCAGUGCCGCCUUACAGCUUCGAUAAUCCCAAUGCCAGGCAGACCUCAAUGAUGGCCAUGGAGAGCUACAGACGUGAGCAGCAGGCGCUGUUGCAAUCCCAACAGCAACAGCAGCAACAAAUGCAACUGCAGCAGCAGCAACAGGAGCAAAAGAAGCUGCAGGCGGCAGGACAAUUGCCAGCCGGAGGAGUGGCCAACAAUCUGGCGAUGGUGGCAGCUUCAAGUGCUGCCACAGCGGUGGCAACAUCCAGCACUGCGGGACAGGAAAGUGGAGCAGGAGCAGGAGCGGGAGGAGGAGUUGCUGCGGGAGGACAGGCAGAGGAUGCGAUGACCAUAGCGUCGAAUCAGAAAGGAUUGCCCAUACAGAUGAUGAUAACACCAGGGAUUUUACGGGGACGCAGUAAGGAGGAAGUGGCCGAGUUGCGUCGCCAAGUGGCGCUCGAGAACCUGCAGAACCAGCGCAUGGACAAUCUGGAGCAGGAUGUGCCCGUGGAAUUCGAAUGCUGCUUCUGUACAACCAAGGACUUCAAGGAGUACACCGAUGCAGAGGGCGUCAUCUCGCUUCCAACCUCCGACUUCCACAAGCCCAUCUGCCUGGAGAUGCGCAUGGCGGCGGCCAAUCAUCAUCAACAGCAGCAACAGCAGCAGCUGCAGCUGCAGCAGCAGCAACAUGCCAAUCGACAGGCCAAUCAAUUUGGUCUGUUGCAACCUCCGGAUGUUGCCACCGCGUUGCCUCCGCCUCCGCUGCCGCUUCAACUGUUGCCAUCGUACUCAAGUGCAGCGAAUGCUGUGCCCAUCAUUUCGCAAUCAUCGUCGACAUCGUCGUCGUAUGGCACCACAACGUCCACGACCAUUGCACUGCCACUGGAGGCCACUCAACGGCAUUAUGGGGCGCCCAUUGCCAGCAACUUCAAUCACAACUACAACAACAACUUCAACACGACGACAGUCGGAGCGGGUCUCGGAGCUGUGGCCAGCUCUGGCCACCAGACGGCAACUGGCAAUGGAUUGCUGCUGUUUGGCAACGGCAACUAUGCGGGCAUCUGCAGCAGCGUCAGCGGUGGCAGCAACAGCAACAACAACAACAACAAUGCGGAUCUCGCCAGCGUCGACAGCUCGGACACUUAUGCCAGCUGUCAGACGCAUCCGUUUCUGUCGCAGGGCGAUCUCACUGCCGACUUCAACGACGAGGCCUGCGCCUUGGACAUUGACAUGGACAAUCUGUACAUCAAUCCCCUCGAAAAGGAAUCCUGCCGCUCCACCAACAUCAGCAGCUCCACCGGCUUCAUUGUCGGCCUUCCGCCCACGGUCUCUGCCUCUGGGCUCUCGAUGCGUGCGCAGGUCAAGAAAAGCGCCUCAGGUGACACAGCGCUGCGAAAUCUUGCUGCUGGUGGCCUGAGUCCUUUGGAUGAUGUCUAUCAGAACUUUGAUGUGCAGGAGCGUGGCAGUCGUGUCAGCUUGAACGAGAACUCAGUGCCAAAGCAUCGCAAGACGCGUUUCCAGCAGAGCUUCACCGCCAUGCGACCCAGCUCGAGCAGCGGCAGCAGUAACAAGCCACGCGCUCGCUUCGAGGACACCAAAUUGAGCGAGGACAAUGUGCGCGGGGGAGUCGAGGGCGCUGCUGCCACUGGCGGCUCUGCAGUGGCAUCUGCAGCGUCUACAAGCGCCGCUGCCGCUGGCGUCGGCGGCAGCAAGAAGAAGCGCUCGGCCUUUAUGCCGGGCAAGAGCUUAGCCACUGCCACCAAACUGAUUAAUCAGCGUUUGUUCGGCAUACAAAAUGCGGGCGCCAAAGCCAAAUUUGAGAGCAAGCAUUCCUCAUCGAUAGACUCGAUUGAUGCAUCGCCGAAUCUGGAGCAUCACAGGCGCUCCAAGUCGAUACUGAAAAACAAGUCUGAUGUCUCGCGCGUGCUGUCCGAUCCCGAAAGCGAACGUCUCUUGGCGGACAAUAUGUCCGGCUCUGGCGUAUCCGAUAAUGGCACAGUCAUGGGCGAAUCUGGCAGCGAUUACUCACCGAAUAAAUUACCUCAUUCAGUUUUAGCUAAGUCUAUAUCCCCACCACCCCUCAGGCAUCGCACCCUAAUGCAUCAACGCUCCGGUCCCGCGACACUGCAAACGAAGCCAACCAAAUUCCAAACUCCUCGCUAUCCCGAGGAGCAAGCAUUGCGCCAAGUGAAGCCUCCCGUGCUCUCUCGUUCCUCACUCUCGGCACAGACAUCAACCGAUGGUCGCUACGAUCCGAGUCAGACCCGGGAUAGUAGUCUGGACUCCGAGACAACAUUCACGUCGCCAGCGAGGCAACAACCGGAGGCAACCGCAACCGCCGCAGCCAAGCCGCAGGACAAUGCCGAACAGGAAGCAGAGGGCGACGGCGAUGGCGAAGGCGAUGGCGAAGGCGAGGGGGAAGCUGAAGGUGAGGGCGAGGCAAACGACGAGCAGCGUGCGCUGUUGCAGCCACAAAACCGCGACGAAGAGAGCAAGGACGAUGGCAAAGGAUCUGGAGGAGGAGGAGGAGGAGGCGCUGCAACAACCUCAAGCUCUGGAGGAGGCGGGGCAACGUAGCAAUUAGUGAAGACAGACACCAAGAGCGCUUAGUAGUUAUUGUACUAUAUAAAUAUUAUGAAAUGAAAUCGUAAGGGAAAUCCAACAAAAUUGAAAUCCCACACUCAAAAACACACUCAAAAUACAAGAAAACUCAAAGUGAUAGCAAAGUUAGCGAAAAUGGAAUGUGAAUUAUAUAAAAGCAAUGAACAGUAUCCUAGUCUAAAUCGUGGUGCAGAUAGGGAAGCGUUGACGUUGAAUAUUUUUACAAAUACAAUAACUGAAACCGCAUAGAAUCCAAAAACAAUGAACAAGAACAGCAACUGAAACUACUCAAAAAGCAAAAAAAAAAACACAAAACCCAAUAAAAAAAAAAAACCAAAUAUAAAUAAAUAAUAAAGCAAAUAUCGUUGCAAUGCCGCGCAUGCCGUACAAAACAGAACAGAGAAAAACAGCAAAAUAUAAAUACAUUUUACAUGUAAAUAGAACCCUAAGCUAAUGCUAAUCUAUUGUAAAUGCAAAAACAAAUUUAUUUACAGCUUGCAGCAACAUACAUAUAUAGACGAAAUCACCAGAAAAGCCUACAAAAAAGUGUCGAGAGUAAAUAGAAACAAAUAACAAAUAAUAUUCAUAUUUUAAAAUGCAACAAAACAAAAACUCUUAUAUACAAUAAUACUAUAUAUACACACAUCCAUUUUGCAAUUACAAUUCGCGGCAUAUUUACAUACAUAGGUAUACAACAACAACAACAACAAAGAAUACUAAGAAAAAACAAACAAAAUAAAUAUUUAUGAAAAUACUAAGAAUAUUUUUGUCAAAUCUCACAAAAAAAGAAGAAAAAGACAUCAUAUGGCAACCCAUAUACAUAUAGUUAAAUUGAUCAAAAAAUUCAUAAACUACAAAAAAAAAUUGAAAAAAUCUAAAAAAAAAAUACCAAAGUAGAUAAAAAUCGUUACGCAAAGUUCGUUUCUAUGUAUGUGUAAAUGGUAAGGCUUCUUGUUAGUGCUUCAUUUUGCCCCUCCCACAAAUUAAAUGAAAUUCUUAGAAUUUAAACAAAAGCCAUAACUAUAUAAGAAAUGAUUCCACAAUUUAUUGUGUUGUAACUCAAAUUUUGGAAUUCUCAAUUCUCUUCAUAGUACUUUAAUAGUUUCUCCAUUUAACAAUUCUAGUUGCAACACAAAAGAAUUAGAACUCUACUAUAUAUGAAAAGAUUCUAUAAUUUAUUGUGUUGUAACUCAAAUUUUGGAAUUCUCAAUUCUCUUCAUAUUACUUUAAUAGCUUCUCCAUUUAACAAUUCUAGUUGCAACACAAAAGAAUUAGAACUUUUCUUAUAUAGAUUUCCCCCAUUUAUUUUUGCUUUAAGCCAUUAACUAACUAUCGUCUUAGAUCUAUAACAUGUACGUAAUUCACUAAAGAGAUUGUUUCGGUGUAGUAGAAAAAAACAAACAUUAUAAACUAGUUUAAUUUGUGGUUUCUGUUGAGAUAUUGCAUAGUGAUAUUUUGUGCGUCAGUCGCAGCUUUUUAUGUGUGAGCGUCGUCGUCCUAUGUGUUAGUUGAAAGUUAACCAAAUGGUACUUCAAAAGUAACAACUACUCGUAAAGUUAUAGUUUGUAAUCCCUUUACCUAGGAUAUUGUAAAACUUCUCUCUUGUUUUCUGUUCUCAAAAACACCCACAUAAGCAAUAUAUAUGAGCACCUAAAUCUAGAGAAUUUGUUGUUAUGUUAGUUUCAUGCCCUUGAUUUUUCACAGUGUAUCUCCAAGACAACAACAACAACAACAAGAACAACAAAUUACAAAUAUUUAGUCAAUUAUUCAAGAUGUAUGUUACAAAUUGUUUGUGUGUCCCUCCUCUAAGUUGUGCCCGAAACAUUCCAUGUUGUGUGUAUUGAUAUUGAUAUUGAUUGAGAUAAUUGAGCGGAGCGUCGUAAAUUUAUUGAAUUCGCAUUAUAACAAAAAACAAACAUCGCAUUUGAUAUAAUAUUCUAGGCAAAUCGCAUAUCGCAAAUCGCAUGGCCAGCCAGCAAAACGAGUUUCUAUUUAUGCAAGCAGCAGCAAUUUUUACGCUAAAGCAAAACCAAUAAAUUCAAGCAUUUAUUAAAUAAUUACAAAUUAUUCCUACAGAUAUUAAGCAUACGUCAUGCAUUGCGAACGCAGAAACAAAAUUCAAAUUACAAUUAAUUACAAUUAAUAAACUGUUGUGAGAAAAGUAAAACAAAAAAUGAAGAUAUAUUGAAUAACAUUUAAUGAAGCCUCGAGUGUCCAACAUAAAUCUUGUUAGGUUCGAUUGGUUGUAAACCCCUUAAAAAAAUAUCCAUGAGUCCUAAGAAACGAAACCUAACAGAAAUUCUAUGUAAUUUUUCAGAAAGGCAAGCAUAAAUAUGAGAAUGAAACGUCAAGAGCCAAACAAAAAUUGGAUGAAAAUCAAAUGCAAAUUAGCCUCUUAGAAACAUAUCAGUAAAGGAAUACGAAUUCACUCACACGCAUACAUCCACACACACACACACACUCAAACACACAUACACACAAACAUGCACUGUAAAUUCACAAAGAACAUUGAAUUUUAUUAUGAGAAGCCAACAAAUCUCAACGUCCGCUUUUUCAACUUAAAAACCCAAAAAGGAGAAUAUAAAUUUAAAAUAAUAUUUAUAAUAUUAACAUAAAGCCAAGAAUUCGAUUUAAAGGUAAAUGAAAAAUGUGUGUAAUUUACAGCAUUAGAUUAAAAAGCUUAAUGCAACCAAACAAUUUUGUAAGCAAUUCGUUUCGAAGUUUCUACACAACUUUUGGUGAGCACUGGCCACAUUCCACGUUGCGUAUACUUAAUUUGUAUUGUAAUUGUAAUCACAUCACGCAGGAUAAAUAAUAAUAUAAUAACUUUUGUAAAUAUUUAUUUCACACACACACACACACACACAACAACAACAACAACAACAACUCUGACAAACCGUUUCUCAUGAUAGUUUUUUAUUCAAUAAACGAACAAAUUUGAAAUUAUAUAAAUGAAUCAAAUGGCACUGCAAUUUUUAUACAAAAAUCGUUUCGGUUUGCAAAUUGUUACUAUUUUUCUAAAUUAUUUUUAAACAGCUGCAGCUGUAAAUGCAUUAACAUUAAUAUUAAAUGAAACAGCAAAACAGCAACCAUGCAACAAGAGCAAAAGAAAAGAACGCAAAAUGUUUUUAUGUAAUAUUAAUUAUGAUAUUAAAAAUUAUUUAAUAAACGAUAUGUACAUUUUAAGAUCGUCAGUCAGCGACGACAACUGUAAAUCAGCAAACGUGAAUACCAUUAACAAAGAAAACCACACACAUAAAACAAAAACUAAAACACAAACCAUAAGCAAAUUAAAAUCGUUGAAAAGAAACAAAAAUAAAAUUUAUUAAAACAUAUUAAAAACUAUAUUGAGCGAAAUAUCAUGGAAAUAUAUAAAUCAUUG